Molecule: messenger RNA, 165 nt
Organism: Micromonas commoda
Lineage: Eukaryota; Viridiplantae; Chlorophyta; Mamiellophyceae; Mamiellales; Mamiellaceae
Exons: 3
Coding region: 1-165 (54 amino acids)
Source: RefSeq, a predicted model, not a curated record
AUGGGAGCCGUUCAGUACUUCGGCAACGCCGCUAAGGUUUACGUCGGCACCGAGAUUGCCAUCGGCCUGGGCCUCGGCCUCGUCGCGGGCGCCGUGUGGAAGAACUGGCACUGGCAGACCCGCGCCAAGGAGCAGGCGUACUUCGCCAGCAUCAAGGGGAAGUGA